AUACUUUAUUUCUCUAUCUAAUCGUUAAUAUAGUUAAUACAGAGAGUUACCUUCCUUAAAAUAAAUAUAUGUAUUAAAGUACACAUGGCCACCUCAACUCUCAAAUACAAGCGUUUUCCAGCGCAUAAGUCCGAAAGUGAGAAGCAGCCUUUGUUAAAGCGUUCUAGGAAGAGAAGAACAAGUGUUACGGCUAGUUUUAGUGCAACUCUGGAAGCAAUCCCUGAAAACCGUGCCAAGUCAUUUACAACUGAAAUUAAAGAGGAGGACCUUCCGGGAAAAAGAAGAAAAAAGAUAAUUUUGAGCAUAUUCUUAACAUUAUUAACUGUUUUAUCAACUGUAACAUUCGGCAUCUCUGUUCCUUUGUAUGUGGCUUCCUUCAAAGAUGGAUUUAUAGCCAUUCUAUUAGUCGCUUUUUGGUUCCCUCCACUAUUUUUUUUUCAAGUUUUACUCUUUAAACUUUUCAUUGAUCCAAGUAUAGUCUUAAAAUCAUCGGCGCCGUGGAGUAACGUAUUCAUGGUUGGUUUUGCAAUUGCUCUCAAUGGAAUAAUGUUGGCCUAUACUAGUGAUCCGAACAGAACUCCACCAUAUUUACAGGCUAGGAUUUUUCAUCCAAUUAGGAUGAAAGAUUUGUCAUUUUUUUCUCCAAUGAUGAUUCAUGAAGAUAUGAUCAAAGGAGAAAAAACACAGUUUGUCUACGCGAUAUUACAAACUCUUGUUAUUCCUUACACAGUAUUUAUUAGGUAUUUAAUGCUUGGAAAAGGGAUUAAUGUCAAGCAGGCCUUAUGUUUGUUAACAUUGUUUGCCGGUAUACUUAUAUCGCUAUUACCGCAAUUCACCAUACCACAAACAGCAGCUGCAACAAACGUGACAAACGACGUUACAAGACCCGCUAAAGAAUGGUACUUUCCUUUUACCUAUGCCUUAUCCUACCUUCCUCUUGCCUUUGGUCUUACUUUAAUGGAAAAAAACACCAUGGUUCAUAAAGCCAACACUGUUGUUUAUAUAGCCUGGGCUCAAGUAUUCCUCUACGGUACAUAUAUAUUAUUAUUUUGGACGGACUUCUUACCAAAAUUUGGUUAUGCAAAUGGUACUCAAGAUUUUGCAAAUAGUGUGAAAAAAGGUUUAGCCUGUUUGUAUACAAAUUCAAGCGACUGUAAAUCUGUACUACCAACUGCAAUUGUAUUUAUGAUAUCCUAUUGCAUAUCGAAUAUGUGCAAUAUCCUAUUGAUAAAGCAUGCGCAGGGAGCGAUAUAUGUGGCAGUAUCAACGGCUUUAGUUAUGCCGUUAGGAACAAUAUUUUGGACACUCUUUACACCCGAUCUGAAAUGGCAACCGCAAUUCUCAUCAUCAAUGUGGUUUGUUGUUCUCGCCUUGAUUAUUAUGGUUCCAUCAACCUUCUUAUAUUCCAUUUUUGGUAAUUUGUCAUCACCCAAAUCCGCAUAUAAAUCCUAUCAGCAUUCGCAAGUGAGACUUAGGAGAAGCUCAAGAGGUUAUAGGACCAUUCCUAGGAGUAAUAGCUCUCCGAACCUAUAUAAAGUUUUAUUAUAA
This is a messenger RNA of Dimorphilus gyrociliatus, 1548 nucleotides long. Lineage: Eukaryota; Metazoa; Annelida; Polychaeta; Dinophilidae. The record is from the annotation of a GenBank genome assembly.